Messenger RNA from Fusarium mangiferae, 639 nucleotides. RefSeq lists its product as uncharacterized. Lineage: Eukaryota; Fungi; Ascomycota; Sordariomycetes; Hypocreales; Nectriaceae. The record is from RefSeq and is a predicted model, not a curated record. The coding region runs from base 1 to 639 and encodes 212 amino acids. The transcript has 4 exons.
AUGCUCCGUAAACGUCAGAAGCCAGAAGCUGGACCUCCUUCUUCUUCGCCUUUACAGAAACAACCAUCCCCUGAGAUGCCGUCACCAAGUAAUUGGAGCCUGCGGUCGCAAUGGAUGUUCUUUGCGGUUGCUAGUGGUGCUUGUGCUGCUUUCAAUGGAGUUUUUGCAAAGUUGACAACUACACAACUCACCACCAACCUUUCCGACAGCAUUGCGAAACUGAUCGGCCUAUCCGCUCAUGAGCAUGUAGUCGAAUAUCUCGUUCGAGGCAUAUUCUUUGUCCUCAAUUUGACAUUCAAUGGCGUUAUGUGGACGCUGUUUACUCAAGCUCUUGCCCGUGGUACGUCCACAACUCAAGUCUCCAUCAUGAAUACAUCCACGAACUUCAUGGUUACCGCUGUCCUAGGUGCCUUGAUCUUCUCAGAAGCCCUCCCUCCUCUGUGGUGGGCUGGUGCUGCGCUUCUUGUCGCAGGCAAUGUCAUCGUGGGACGGAAGGACGAGACUAAAGACACUGGUGCUGCGGCAGCUGCUGAGGGGCCAAGUUAUGUUCCUUUGCCGACUGAAGAUGAUGGAGCACAGCGGGAUGACGAUGAGGAUGUUAUUGAUUUGGGCAGAGAGUCGGAUGAGAGAACACGAUAG